GCUUUGCAGUGCGAGUUGGGUUGAGUUGAUAGUUGAAGGCAACAGGAUGGCGGUCGGCCCAGCCAGCCCUGUCAACAAUGUGCUUUCGCCAGGAAAGGUACGGUCAGCUCGAAAUAGCUGCAAACUGGCGGUCUCUUGUGCAUUGAUCGCACCGAUCGCCAAAGGCGAUGCUGAUGCUGAUGCUGAUGCGAGAUGGCUGCCAUGCCAGCGUUGGGCGUUCCAUAGUCCGCAUUGAGAUUGAGAAGAGGCCGGCCAGAUCGAGACUGUACUGUACCUCACUCCUCCAAGCUGAUGCUGGCCGUGGCGCAGGCCGAUCAGCCCGUUUCUGGACUUUUGGCGGUUGCAGUGUCAUACGUUAUUUACUUUUUUUCUGUUCUUUUAUUUAUUUAUUUUAUUUUUAUUUUUAUUGUUACUCGAGAUUUCUUCUGCUUCCUUGCUUUUUAACUUUUUUUUUUCUCUUCUUUAUUGUUGAAAGCCUCUCGAUGAACAUUGCGGUGAUUGGAUUGGGCUAAAUUCUCCGUUUGCAAGGUUGUGUGUUGAAUUUGCACGGGUAGCUGCAAGAUAUGUCGGGUAGGACAAAGAAAUGGAAAGACCGAACAGAAAUGCAGAGCUUGAUGCG
Aspergillus versicolor CBS 583.65 is the source of this 619-nucleotide messenger RNA. RefSeq lists its product as uncharacterized. The coding region runs from base 168 to 512 and encodes 114 amino acids. The transcript has a single exon. NCBI's taxonomy places the organism in Eukaryota, Fungi, Ascomycota, Eurotiomycetes, Eurotiales, Aspergillaceae. The record is from RefSeq and is a predicted model, not a curated record.